AUGAGUGAGUAUCAUAACAUAACCAGCGUAUUCGAUGAUUCUGAUGGACUUGAUAUGGAAAGCUCAGCACCAGAAGCAUCAAGCAAUUCUUCAAACAGAGACUCGUGGGAUGUUAUUGCAGAGCAGUUAGAAGAGGGGAACAAAUUGAUCGAAAAUAUGAUUAUCCAAUUGCAAAAGAGUCGAAAAUCUUUAACAACUGACUAA
Trichomonas vaginalis G3 is the source of this 204-nucleotide messenger RNA. RefSeq lists its product as uncharacterized. Lineage: Eukaryota; Parabasalia; Trichomonadida; Trichomonadidae. The record is from RefSeq and is a predicted model, not a curated record. The transcript has a single exon. Bases 1 to 204 code for a protein of 67 amino acids.